AACCCCUGGGUCCUGGUUACGGCUCAACUCUCCUGCGCAUGUCAGACAACACGUGCGGCAGCAGCGGUUUGUGCAUCUGUUAGCUUGUUAUUUGUUUCCGUAAAUAGGACUUUCUUAAAGUGCUGCGGAGCGACAACUCGUCUGUAAAUGGGGGGUCUUCAGAAGAAAAAGUAUGAGCGGGGCUCUGCAACAAACUACAUCACCAGGAACAGAGCACGGAAGAAGCUGAUGCUGAGCCUCCCUGACUUCAGGCGGCUGUGCAUCCUUAAAGGAAUCUAUCCGCAUGAGCCAAAACACAAGAAGAAGGUGAACAAAGGCUCCACUGCCCCAAGGACUUUCUACCUGCUCAAAGACAUCCGCUUCCUGCUGCACGAGCCCAUUGUGUCAAAGUUCAGAGAGUACAAGAUCUUUGUACGUAAACUGAAGAGGGCUUAUGGAAAAACAGAGUGGUCUGCUGUUGAAAGACUGAAAGAGAACAAGCCUGCCUAUAAAUUGGACCACAUUGUGAAAGAAAGGUACCCCACCUUCAUCGACGCCCUCCGUGACAUUGAGGAUGCCCUCUGCAUGUGUUUUUUGUUCUCCACAUUCGCCCGAACAGGAAAAUGUCACGUGCAGACAAUCCAGCUGUGCAGACGCCUCACUGUGGAGUGGAUGAACUAUGUCAUCGUGUCUCGCGCGCUCAGAAAGGUUUUCCUCUCCAUCAAGGGAAUAUACUACCAAGCUGAGGUCAUGGGGCAGCUCAUUACAUGGCUGGUGCCGUAUCAGUUCUCCCAUGAUCACCCAACAGAUGUCGACUACAGAGUCAUGGCAACUUUCACAGAGCUGUACACAACUCUCCUGGGGUUUGUCAACUUCAGACUCUAUCAGUCUCUCAACUUGGUGUACCCUCCAAAGCUGGAUAGUAAAUCAGAAUUGGAGCUCAAGGAAGAGAAUGAGGACAACUAUGCCAUGAAUUCAGAGAGCUACUUGGAGAAACUUUCAGCUCUCAGCUCCAGCCUGGCACGUGUUGUUUCCUCAGAGGAGGAGGAGGAGGCUAAACUCGAUCAGUUUCCUGUCGAAGGGGAGGACAUGGAGAAGAUGGAAGCCAGAGAAAAAGAACAGAAACUGCUGGAAACCCAGAAAAAGAUCUUUGAGGGGCUCAAAUUCUUCGUCAACAGAGAAGUGCCCAGAGAGUCGCUGGCUUUUGUCAUCAGGUGUUUCGGUGGUCAGGUGUCCUGGGACAAAUCGGUUUGCAUUGGAAGCACAUAUGAUGUCACAGAUGAGACUAUCACACAUCAGAUUGUUGACAGGCCUAAUGUGGACAAGCAGUACAUGAACAGGUACUACAUCCAGCCCCAGUGGGUGUAUGAUUGUGUCAAUGCUAAAAUACUCCUGCCUGUGGAGGAUUAUUUCCUUGGAGUCACUCUGCCACCUCAUCUGUCUCCAUUUGUGGAGGAGAAGGAAGGAGACUAUGUUCCCCCAGAGAAGCUGAAGAUAAUGGCCUUACAGCGAGGAGAAAAACCUGCUCAACAAGAUGAAGAAGAAGAAGAGGAGGAAGAAGAAGAAGAGGAUGAUGAAGAUGAGGAGGAGGAAGAGGAUGAAGAAGAAGAAGCCGAAGAGAAGAACCUUAAAAAGAUGGAAGAGCAAAGAUCUCAGGGGAAGUCUCUUCAGGUUAAAGUGACGCCUGGAAAAGUGAAGGCAGAAAAUCCCGCCCGCUUGGAGCUGGAAGAGAAGGCGGAGGAGAAACGUCUAGCCAUCAUGAUGAUGAAGAAGAAGGAGAAGUACCUGUAUGACAAGAUCAUGUUUGGAAAAAAGAGAAAAGUCAGAGAGGCGAACAAGCUUGCUGCCAAGAGGAAAGCCCACGAUGAUGCUGAGAAAGCGAAGAAGAAAUCAAGAAAAUAACCUCUGAACCUGAUUUUAUGUAUAAAACCUGAUGGGUUAGUGGUGCAGGUUCACAAUUGAUAAAACCUGUGGCUGCACCAGUAAGCUCCCAGCAUGAGGUGCAGCCUCUGUUUGAUUGCAUUGACCUUAUGUAUAAAUUCAUACAGAGAUCCAGGAUGCUCCAUAUGCUGACUGUGUAAUUAUUGAUUUAAAACUCAUUGUCUACAGUGUUCUUAUCAUACUCUAAAAUGUAAAACAUUAGCUUCAUUUUUAUGUCUGUAUUGGAAAUAAUUAGUUUUAAAGUAAAACAUAACUGUAA
This is a messenger RNA of Girardinichthys multiradiatus, 2179 nucleotides long. RefSeq names its product pescadillo (gene pes1). Gene Ontology annotation, biological process: ribosome biogenesis; maturation of LSU-rRNA from tricistronic rRNA transcript (SSU-rRNA, 5.8S rRNA, LSU-rRNA). Lineage: Eukaryota; Metazoa; Chordata; Actinopteri; Cyprinodontiformes; Goodeidae. The coding region runs from base 148 to 1881 and encodes 577 amino acids. The transcript is spliced from 15 exons. Gene Ontology annotation, cellular component: nucleolus; PeBoW complex. Gene Ontology annotation, molecular function: RNA binding. The record is from RefSeq and is a predicted model, not a curated record.